Messenger RNA from Oryza brachyantha (malo sina), 1601 nucleotides. Its product is annotated as alpha-(1,4)-fucosyltransferase. Gene Ontology annotation, molecular function: alpha-(1->3)-fucosyltransferase activity. Gene Ontology annotation, cellular component: membrane. Lineage: Eukaryota; Viridiplantae; Streptophyta; Magnoliopsida; Poales; Poaceae. The record is from RefSeq and is a predicted model, not a curated record. The transcript has 3 exons. The coding region runs from base 1 to 1380 and encodes 459 amino acids.
AUGUCGUCGCCGCCGUCAUCGGAGCGCUCUCUCGCGUCGCUCGUCUCGGCGUACACCGUCAAGCUCAACCGCGCCUAUCUCCUCGCGCCGGCCGUCGCCGCGGGCCUCCUCGUCGCCGUGCUCCUCUUCUCCCUUGUCGACUUCUCCGCGUUCUCCGCCACCCCCGUCGCGCGGGCGGCCUUACCAGCGUCGCCCGUGUCGCGUGGGCCGGCGAACACGUCGGCCUCGCCGCCGCCGCCACGAGCGCCCGUGCUGACGGCCCUGGACACGCUCGGGUCGCGGCCGGCGGAGCAGUUCACGGCCCUGCGCGACGCGUACGCGCGGUGGGACGCGGCCGUCGGGUGCCCGGCGUUCGCGGAGAAGCACCGGUCGUGGUCGCCCGACCCGGCGGCGCUGCAGGACCCCGAGGCGGCGCCGUGCGGCGAGCUGCGGCUCCCCCACGUCGCCCUCGCGGUGAGGGGGGUGACGUGGGUGCCCGACAUCCUCGACGGCGUGUACCAGUGCCGGUGCGGCAUGACCUGCCUCUGGAGCCGCAACGAGGAGGCCCUCGCCGACAACCCCGACGUCGUGCUCUACGAGAUUUGGCCCCCUCCCGACACGAGGAAGCAGGGGGAGCCACUGCGCGCGUUCAUGGACAUCGAGCCGACGAGGAAGAGGUCGGGGCACGAGGACAUCUUCAUCGGCUACCACGCCGACGACGACGUGCAGGUGACCUACGCCGGCAAGUUCUUCCGCAUCAACCACAACUACCACGUCGCCACCCAUAAGCGCGACGACGUGCUGGUGUACUGGUCGUCGUCGCGGUGCUUCGAGCACCGGAACAAGAUCGCGCGGGAGCUGUUCCGCCACCUCCCCGCGCACUCCUUCGGCCGGUGCGAGAACAACGUCGGCGGCGGCGACAAGGCGCUGGAGCUCUACCCGGACUGCGGCCGCGGCGAGGGCCAGCCGCCGUCGGAGUGGUGGGACCACCUCCACUGCGCCAUGUCGCACUACAAGUUCGUCCUCGCCAUCGAGAACACCAUCGCCGAGAGCUACGCGACGGAGAAGCUCUACUACGCGCUGGAGUCCGGCUCGGUGCCCAUCUACUUCGGCGCCCCCAACGCGCGGGACCUGGCGCCGCCGGGCUCCUACAUCGACGGCGCGGCGUUCGCGUCGGUGGAGGAGCUGGCCCGGUACGUGAGGGAGGUGGCCGGCGACCCGGCGGCGUACGCCGAGUUCCACGCGUGGCGGCGGUGCGGCGUGAUGGGCGCCUACGGCCGGAACCGCCUCGCCAGCCUCGACACGCUCCCCUGCAGGCUCUGCGAGCGCGCCAGCCGCAUGGGCGGCCGCCACGCGCCGGCGCCGGCGCCGACCAACGCCACCGCCACCCCUGUGUCGUGACGACGGUACACGACCGACUUUGACCGCCCGGCUCGAGGAACGAAGUGUGGUUUGCGUAAUGGCAAAUGCCUUUGAAUAGUUUAAUUUGUUUGUUGUCCAUGUCAAAACUGGUUAUUGCACAUGCUCUUUAGUCUAGGGAAGAAAUGCUGCUGACGAAAGGAUUGCGAAAAGAUUACUGCAUUUUCUCUCUCCAGAUUGUUCCUCUUUCUUUUUUCGAACGU